GAGCAAAGAGAGAGAGUCGCGGAGCCACCGCGUUCCCUAGAGAGACGCGGAGAGCCAGGGCAAGGCAGCUGUCGCCGCAGCGACGAUGUGGAGCUCGGGCUCUGACCGCGACGAGGCCGUAGACACGGCGAACGCCUCGUCAGUCGACGCUUCGUCGCCCGCGCGGCAGCCGUCCACGCCGCCCCCGCCGCCUCGGCGCCGGCGCCAGCGCGCGCGACGCCGCGCUCACCGCCUCCGUGCCAGGAACACGGGCGCAGGAGCGGAGGAGGAGGGACUCGUGGAGGCGGACGCGGACGCGGACGACGUCUGGCGCGGGCUGCAGCAGCAGCGGGAGCGGGAGGCGUGGCUGCGGCGGGCGUCGAGGCCCGUGGUGGUGGUCGCCGGCGAGGAGGGGUCCCCUCCGGACGCCUCCGCCGGCUCGGGGGAGAGCGGCGGGGUGGGGAGGGCGCGGAGCCUGACCGACGACGACCUGGAGGAGCUCAAGGGGUGCGUGGAUCUGGGGUUCGGCUUCAGCUACCGCGAGAUCCCCGAGCUGUGCGGCACGCUGCCGGCCCUCGACCUCUGCUACUCCAUGAGCCAGCGCUUCCUGGACGAGCACCACCACCAGCAGCUGGGCAAGGCGGAGGAGGCGCCGCCGCUCGCUCCGGCCUCGCCGGCGCAGCCGGCCGCCACCACCAACUGGAAGAUCUCCAGCCCUGGCGACAGCCCGGACGAGGUGAAGGCGAGGCUCAAGUACUGGGCGCAGGCGGUGGCGUGCACCGUCAGGCUCUGCAGCUAGCUGAUCAACGGCGUGGCAGUGGCGGUGGCGGUGGCGGUGGCGCCACCAUCAAUCAAUCUUGGCACAAGAGAUGAGAGUUGAGACGAGCACGCAAGAAGGGAAAUCCAUUCCGUCUCCGCCCAGCCAGCACAGGGCAUCUGGUGGUCGGCAUACAGGCAGGAACCGUGGCACCACCGCCGGACCAACCAGCCAGCCAGCCGUCAAAGUUCAACGUAAACGAACACAGACAGGAGCAUCGUCCCAUUCCCAUACAUGCGCUCCAUCCAGAUCAAGAUGGCCUGGACUAGCAUCGUAGCGUCACCAUGGCCAGCAUUCAUCCGUCAGGAGCACACAGGAGUCGUGAAUUCGAAUUUCGCUCCAAGAUUUUGCUUGAGAUAUGUGGUAGGGACGGAAGGAGGAGGGAGAAUCGCGUAGUUAAUUCCAUGCCGUCCUUUAUGUUUUUUUUUUUUUUGUCUCUGUUCAAGCUUUGACAUGAUACAAUCUGCCGGCUAGCUGCCACCACCUUGCCUUUGCCUUCACCGGGGAGGCUUAAUGGACCGAAUCAACGGAGAAUGCGUCUAAAGAACAUGUCCAUCAUC
This is a messenger RNA of Zea mays, 1356 nucleotides long. RefSeq lists its product as uncharacterized. Lineage: Eukaryota; Viridiplantae; Streptophyta; Magnoliopsida; Poales; Poaceae. Bases 86 to 778 code for a protein of 230 amino acids. The record is from RefSeq and is marked predicted. The transcript is spliced from 2 exons.